This is a messenger RNA of Rosa chinensis, 2636 nucleotides long. Its product is annotated as L-type lectin-domain containing receptor kinase IV.1. Gene Ontology annotation, biological process: protein phosphorylation. Gene Ontology annotation, cellular component: plasma membrane. The transcript has 2 exons. NCBI's taxonomy places the organism in Eukaryota, Viridiplantae, Streptophyta, Magnoliopsida, Rosales, Rosaceae. Bases 212 to 2236 code for a protein of 674 amino acids. The record is from RefSeq and is a predicted model, not a curated record. Gene Ontology annotation, molecular function: protein kinase activity; ATP binding; carbohydrate binding.
AUAGCAGGCGCUGGAUCGUCUAUAUCACAUGACCUUCUCCAUGAAAACAACAUCUUUAACCCACUCUAACAGUCCAAAUUGUAAAGAAUUACCCAAUAUACUCUUCUCGGAUAUCGGCAAGAUGCCUUGAUUUUCCUUAUUUUUUGGCGGGUUUAGAUCCAUAAAUACCCAAGAAGGAAGGUCCAGAAACUUCACAGACGCCUAGCCAGCCAUGUUUGUCAAGGUUUCUGUUCUCCUAGUACUACUAGUACUUCUGGCACCAGCAGAAGCCCAAGACCUCAAUUUCAUCUACAAUGAUGGUUUCACUGGCCGUUCUGGUCUUAAUCUCAGUUUAGACGGCAUAGCAGAGAUCACACCAACAGGUCUCUUGAAGCUUACAAACGACACCAAACUGAAAAGUGGUCAUGCCUUCUACCCUAACCCAGUAACCUUCAAGAACUCAGAGAACGACACCGCUUUCUCCUUCUCCACCAACUUUGUUUUUGCAAUCCGAUCAGAGUACACUACUCUCAGCGCCCAUGGAAUCGCCUUUGUCAUCGCUCCGACGAGAGGCCUCCCCGGAGCUCUGCCGAGCCAGUACUUGAGCCUGUUCAACGGGUCCAACAAUGGGAAUUUCUCCAAUCAUGUUUUUGCUGUGGAGCUUGACACGAUCCAGAACACGGAAUUCAGUGACAUCAAUGAAAACCAUGUUGGGAUCGACAUCAAUGGCUUGCACUCUGUCCAAGCUGCUCCAGCUGGUUAUUUUGAUGGUCAGUUCAAGAACCUGAGUCUUAUCAGUGGUAAAGAAAUGAGAGUUUGGGUUGAAUAUGAUGGUACCAAGAAGCAAAUUGAAGUUACUAUUGCUCCAAUUGCUGUUGCAACGAAACCCACAACUCCACUUUUGUCUUUGAAAUAUGACCUUUCCCCAAUUCUCAACAAAACCAUGUAUGUUGGCUUUUCUUCUUCAACUGGUUCAUUAUUCACAUCCCAUUAUGUAGUGGGUUGGAGCUUUAGGAUGAAUGGCCAAGCUCAAGAUCUUAUAGCUUCCAAACUUCCCAAGUUGCCUAGCAUUGCAGGUAAAAAGAGGUCCAUGCUUUUCACCUUUGGUGUGCCUCUGAUUUCAGUGAAUUUGUUUUUGCUGGUGGUUUCUGGGGUGCUUUAUGUCAUAAGAAGGAAGAGGAAGUUUGCAGAAGUGCUUGAAGAUUGGGAGCUAGAGUAUGGUCCUCAGAGGUUUAAGUACAAAGAACUGUAUAUAGCCACCAAAGGGUUUCGGGAAAAGGGGCUUUUGGGAACUGGGGGAUUUGGUAAAGUUUAUAGAGGUUUAUUACCCUCCUCUAAAAUUGAGAUUGCAGUGAAGAGGGUAUCACAUGAAUCAAGACAGGGGAUGAAGGAAUUUGUAGCAGAAAUUGCUAGUAUUGGCAGGCUUCGUCACCGGAAUUUAGUACAACUGUUAGGAUAUUGUAGGCGAAAAGGGGAGCUGCUUUUGGUCUAUGACUACAUGCCUAAUGGAAGCUUGGACAAAUACCUCUAUGAUCAACCUCAGGUGACCCUUAAUUGGAGCCAGAGGUUUAAAGUCAUCAAAGGUGUGGCUUCUGGACUGUUAUAUCUUCAUGAAGAAUGGGAACAGGUUGUGAUUCAUAGAGAUGUGAAGGCCAGUAAUGUGUUGCUAGAUGGGGAAAUGAAUGGAAGGCUAGGAGAUUUCGGGCUUGCAAGAUUAUACGACCAUGGAACAGACCCUCAAACUACUCAUAUAGUUGGAACACUUGGGUACCUAGCCCCAGAGCACACAAGAACAGGUCGGGCCACCACGAGCACCGACGUGUUUGCUUUUGGGGCAUUUUUGCUCGAAGUUGCUUGUGGAAAAAGGCCAAUUAAGACACAGGGUCCAGAAGAUGUGAUUUUGGUUGAUUGGGUGUUUUCUUGUUGGAAUAGGAGUAACAUCCUUGAGGCAAGAGAUCAGAGCAUUGGUAUGGAUUUUGUAGCCGAGGAAGUGGAGUUGGUGUUGAAGCUUGGGCUUUUGUGCUCUCAUUCGGAGCCAGCGGCAAGGCCUAGCAUGCGACAAGUCGUUCAGUACUUGGCCAGUGAUGCUGCUUUGCCGGAAGUGUCACUUCUUGGGCUUUCUUCUAGUGGCUUAACAGGUGGACACCGUGAUGGUUUUGAUGACUAUACUUUGUCGUAUCAAUCUUCCUUAGGCAAUAAGUUCUCGCAUCAUUCAUCAUAUGUUGCAGAGUCGGCACUACUUUCAGGUGGUCGUUGAUUCCAAGCACUGAGUAUAUAUUCGUUCAAAAACUUGGAAUCAAAAGCCAUACUACUUGCAUAUAUAUACACCUCUGGAAGUUUAUUAUUUCUUAUAGCUUUUAUAAGUAAUGGGAAACCAAUUGAAAAUCUCCGCCGCACCUUCUCAACAUUCAUGUAUCACCACCGUCUUUCUUUCCCGCCGAAUUUCAAAGAAAAGCAGUACUCUUUCUGAAAUCUGGACUAAAUGGUAGUGUCUAUUUCCCUAAUUUGUAUGCCUUUCUGAAGUUGGAAUGCUUGUAAUCUGUUAUUGAAAAAGUGUUCAUCACAUUAAGAGUUUCCUAAUUUGUAUUGUAGCUUACUCAUAUUUGGCUAAUAAACCCUAUAUAAAAUUAUAAACCCCAUAUAAUAGCUAAUGUAAA